AGAAUUUAUUAUAUUGGAAGAAAUAAUUGUCAUAUGCUUGCUAACCUAUAUAAAAGAUUAGAAAUUCUCGAAAAUAUGAGAGAACAUUUUAUUGAAAUAUAUUUAGAUUGUUUAUCGGAAAAAUAAAAGUAGGAACUAAUAGAAAUAUUUAUUAUUUUGCAAAAAUUUCUUACAAAAAAUUAUUUUUAAAUGGGAGAUUUCUUUCGAGAUUUCUUAAUAGGUGGUAUUUCAGCUGCGGUUUUAAAGACUGUUUUUGCCCCAUUUCACAUAAUCAAAUUGCAUACCUCACAUGAUUACAACAAAGUCGGAAAGAGGUACAAAGGUAUUAUUGAUUGCUUCAUCUCAUUUCUUAGAGAGGAGGUACAAUAUAUAUUUUGAAUAGUUAUAGGGCUUUGCUAUGUGGAGAGGCAAUUUGGCGAAUGUCAUCAGAAUUUUUCCAGUUCAAGCUCUGAAUUUUGCUUUUAAAGAUGCAUAUAGGAAGUUUUUCUCCCCCUUUGGUAUAUAAUGUUUAUUAACCAGACUCAAAGAACGAGAAGUUGCUCUUCUUCUUAGGAAAUAUGGCUUCGGGCAGUGCUGCCGGUGCUGCUUCAUUGAUCACAUUUCAUCCUCUUGAUUUUGGAAGAACAAGAUUGGAUGCAGAUUUUGGGAUGAAGCAUAAGAAAAAAUUCACUGAUUUAACAAAUUGUUUGAGCAAAGUUUAUAAGUCUGAUGGCUUCAUUGGAUUAUACAGAUAUUUUGGAGUCUCAGUUUUACAAGUGAGUUUAUUUAGAGGUCUCAAAUUUGGCACUUAUGAUACAGCAAAGGAAACUAUAUUCUAAAAGAAAUUGAUGAGUAACAUUUUUGCAAAAUGCAUUGCUUAUUUCAUCACUCACAUAGUUGAUUUCAUCUCAAGGCCACUUGAUACAAUUAGAAGAAUGAUGAUGUAGUUAAGUAAUUUUUAAUAAAUAUUAUUUAAUUAGAAAGAGCUGAUAUUCUCUAUAAAAACACCCUAGAUUGUGCAGUCAAUAUUGCUAGGAAGGAAGGAACAUAAGCAUUUUUUAAGGGACCAAUUUACUACAAAGAAUAUUAUUCAUUCGUUUUAGUUCUUUAUGAUGAAAGCAAUCAAUUAAUUGCUCAAAGAUCUAAAUCUGCAUGAGAUGAAUGAGACAAUUUGAUUUGCAUUUCAAAAAUAUAAUUAAUAAGUCUUUUGAAUAUAAAAUAAUAAUUUAAGUCGCAUAGUUAAAGUUCACAUUAAAUUGAUUGUCCAUUAUUAAAAGUAUAAGCAUUUGAAUGUAUCAUAAUUUUAUAAAAAUAUUAGAAU
This is a messenger RNA of Paramecium octaurelia, 1300 nucleotides long. The record is from the annotation of a GenBank genome assembly. NCBI's taxonomy places the organism in Eukaryota, Ciliophora, Oligohymenophorea, Peniculida, Parameciidae.